UAUGUCUACGUAUCUGUAUCUUGUGGAGUCGUGUCUAUACCUAAGAGUAAUUUAACUAAAUACUUUCCCCGCCCAUUUUGAUUGCUAUUUAAAACUAUUUUAAAUUUCGUGCUCAGAUUUAAUUCUUAAAUAACAUUUAUAUGAAAAGAAAUUGCGUGCAAAGUCCAUGCCAGAGCAAUUCAUCGUAGUAGAUAUUUUUAGUGACAACCUACUUACUGUGAAUCCUAAAAUUAAUUUAGAAGCAUAGUAAAAUAAUGGUAAAGGCAGUAGUGAUUAUCACUGUAAGUGAUACCUGUUUUAAGAACCAUGCCAAGGAUGAAUCGGGACCAGCCUUGUUUCAACUUGUUAAGGAGCAGUUUCCAGAUGCAUACAUCCAUACAAUUAUUGUUCCCGAUGAAAAGGAAUUAAUUGAACGUGAGCUUAAGUACUUUUGUGAAUCAAACAUUGAUUUAAUUCUGACAACUGGUGGAACAGGCUUGAGUAGUAGAGAUGUAACCCCAGAAGCCACCAAAGCUGUUAUACAGAGGGAAGUUCCUGCAAUUCCAAUUGCUAUGACCUUAGAAAGUCUCAAAAAGACUCCUAUGGCAAUGUUAUCAAGAGCAACAGCGGGAAUAAGAGAUAGGACUUUGAUAAUUAAUUUCCCAGGAAGUAAAAAGGCAGUUGUUGAGUGUAUAGAAGUUGUAAAACCAGUUUUAUCUCAUGCUGUUUCAUUGUUAGCGAAUGAUCUUGUUGAAGUUAGAGCUGUUCAUGAUCAAAUGCAAAGUGGGUGCCCACAUAAAACUAGCAGAGUAGUUGUUAGUAAAGUGGCAUUAAGGCACAGAGAGUCACCAUACCCAAUGCUUGAAAUGACAGAGGCAUUUCAUAUGGUGGAUGCUGUUAUGAUGCACUGGACUGAGAGGGUAGAGGAUGUGCCUAUUGAUCAAAGUAUGGGCAAAGUGGCGGCACAGCAAAUAUUGGCUAAGGAACCAAUGCCACCAUUUCCAGCCUCUGUUAAGGAUGGCUACGCCUGUAUAAGUUGGGACGGGGUCGGUAUACGUAAAGUGCGUUCAGCUGUGACAGCUGGAGAUACGCCCGCUGCCCCGCUUGCAUCUGGAGAAUGCGCUCGUGUGAAUACAGGCGCGCCCAUACCUUCGGGAGCUGAUUGUGUGGUUCAGGUUGAGGAUACGAAACUGGUGAAGGCCACAGACGAUGCCGAGACAGAGCUGGAAGUAGAGAUUUUAGUAGUUCCCCAACCACAUCAAGAUGUGCGACCCAUAGGUUUUGACAUAUCGUUGGGUGCUGUGCUGUUGGAAAAAGGUGAUGUAAUCGAUGCAGCAAAGAUAGGAAUUUUGGCUGGCGCUGGUUAUCUUAAAGUGCCCGUAAGAUUUUGUCCUAGGGUUGCGAUAUUAUCAACAGGCAACGAGUUACAAGAACCAUUUGAGAAAACACUUCGUCCUUCCCACAUAAGAGAUUCUAAUAGGAUUAUGUUGAAAAUGCUUCUUAGAGAACACGGUUACGAGAGCAUAGACUGUGGUAUUGCCCGGGACGAGCCCGCAGAAUUAGCGUCUGCAAUCGCACGCGCAUUGGCCAAAUGCGAUAUACUUGUAUGUACGGGUGGCGUGUCUAUGGGUGAAAGGGAUCUGCUCAAACCUGUGCUUGCUAAUGAUUUCGGAGCGACGAUCCACUUUGGCCGCGUGCGCAUGAAACCGGGCAAGCCCAGCACGUUUGCUACAUGUGAUUAUGAAGGAAAAACCAAAUUCAUAUUUGCUCUGCCGGGAAAUCCAGUGUCAGCAUAUGUUUGCAGCUUAUUAUUCGUAGUGCGAGCACUACGUCAAUGUACUCGUUAUACGAGUGAGUUCGCCCGUAUGCGUGUACGUCUCGCGCGUGACGUCAAACUCGAUCCAAGACCUGAGUACGCACGUGCUGUUCUUCACUUCCCUGAUAAUGCGGAGUUACCUGUUGCUACUUUGCUAGGCAACCAGUGCAGUAGUAGACUACUUAGUGCUUCUGGAGCCAGUGUGUUACUUGAAUUACCAGGUGCUAGUGAAACUUGUAAAGCUUUACCAUCAGACUCAGUUGUAUCGGCACUUGUUACUGGAAGAAUUGACUUUAGCAGACCUGAGUUAUAUGGUAUGUGAAUGAUAACCUAAAGUUCUCAUUUCAUUGUUAUUACUUAAUUCUAUUAUUGCAGUGAAUCUAGAUUUAAAAAAAGUAGCUUAUAGCAUAUGUUAUAUUCAUUCAAAUGGUGAAUAAAGUUUUCUAAAAUUAUGACCAAAGAGAAUUAAAAUUAUAAUGUAUAUCUCAAAUCACCAUUGAUAUCAAGCAAAAGAAACAUCAUUUGCAUAUGUUCCUUAGAUUUUAUAUGUAACAUUAUUAUAUAUAUAUAUAACAUUAUAUACUGAUAA
Messenger RNA from Pieris brassicae (large cabbage white), 2384 nucleotides. RefSeq names its product gephyrin (gene cin). Gene Ontology annotation, molecular function: molybdopterin molybdotransferase activity. The record is from RefSeq and is a predicted model, not a curated record. Gene Ontology annotation, biological process: gamma-aminobutyric acid receptor clustering; postsynaptic neurotransmitter receptor diffusion trapping; glycine receptor clustering. Bases 255 to 2117 code for a protein of 620 amino acids. Gene Ontology annotation, cellular component: postsynaptic specialization; postsynaptic membrane; cytoplasm. Lineage: Eukaryota; Metazoa; Arthropoda; Insecta; Lepidoptera; Pieridae. The transcript is spliced from 10 exons.